AUGUUACCUUCUGCAAAGGGUACAAAUAAAAAUGAUAAUGGCGGUGGUGAUGGCGAUAGUGGAGCGGAAUCACCCAGAAAACCAAUCGACUUUUACUAUAG
Cercopithifilaria johnstoni is the source of this 101-nucleotide messenger RNA. The record is from the annotation of a GenBank genome assembly. NCBI's taxonomy places the organism in Eukaryota, Metazoa, Nematoda, Chromadorea, Rhabditida, Onchocercidae.